AAUUAUGCCAUUGACGUGGGUUAAGAGGGGGUUAGAAUAAAGAAAUCACACCAAAGAACGGAGAACCAGCAGCGUGUAGGGGUGGGCGGAUCCUCCGUUACCUUGGAAACCAGAGGUGGAGCAGUCGCUCAUAUAAGUUAAGACGCUAUGAGCGCUACGGGUUCUUCCUGAAGUCGCUGGACAUACACAGUUGCUUAUCUUAAGCUGCAGCAAUUUGCUUUUCAUCCAACGCACUCGAGGUUACCUUUACUUAAAAGAAGACUUCGGAGCGAUGUGUGGGAUUUUUGCAUACCUGAACUACAGAGUGCCACGGACAAGGAAGGAGAUAUUUGUGACGUUAGUGAAGGGACUUCAGAGGCUGGAGUACCGAGGUUAUGACUCUGCAGGUGUUGCGGUGGAUGGCAGUGGGAAACAUGACAAAGACAGCAUCUGCCUCUUUAAGAAGAAGGGAAAAGUAAAAGCGCUGGAUGAGGAACUCUACAAGAAUGACUCGGUCAAUUUGGACGAAGAAUUUGACACACACUUCGGCAUCGCACAUACUCGUUGGGCCACACACGGCGAGCCCAGUGCCCUCAACAGCCACCCUCACCGCUCUGACAAGAACAACGAGUUUGUGGUGAUCCACAAUGGCAUUAUCACUAACUACAAGGAACUGAAGAAGUAUCUGAUUUCCAAAGGCUACGAGUUUGAGUCAGACACCGACACAGAGGUUAUCCCCAAGCUGAUCAAGUAUCUUUAUGACAACCGCGAAAGUGAAUAUGUGUCCUUCUCCACCCUGGUGGAGCGCGUCAUCCAGCAGCUGGAGGGGGCUUUCGCUCUCGUAUUCAAAAGUGUUCACUUCCCAGGAGAGGCUGUCGCCACAAGGCGAGGCAGUCCUCUGCUAAUCGGCGUACGGAGCCAGUACGAACUCUCCACUGAAGAGAUCCCCAUCCAAUACAACUGUGAAGAUUCGAGGAGAGACAUUCAGGAUAAGAACUCAUUUAACAAAGGGAACAGCAGCAAUGCCUUACAUUCCGUCAAUGACAGGAUGGCCAUGGAGUUCUACUUUGCUUCUGAUGCCAGCGCCAUCAUUGAGCACACCAAUAAGGUGAUCUACCUGGAGGACGAUGACAUAGCGGCGGUGGCGGCUGGGAAUCUGUCUCUGCACCGCAUGAGCCGCGGCGCCGGGGACGACCCCGUCCGCGUCAUUCAGACUCUGCAGAUGGAGCUCCAGCAGAUCAUGAAAGGUAACUUCAAGGCCUUCAUGCAGAAGGAGAUCUUUGAACAGCCUGAGUCUGUCGUCAACACCAUGCGUGGGCGGAUCUGCUUCGACACCAGCACAGUGAUGCUGGGAGGUUUAAAGGAUCACCUGAAGGAGAUCAAGAGAUGCCGACGCCUUAUUAUAAUUGGCUGUGGAACCAGCUUCCAUGCAGGAGUAGCGACACGGCAGAUCCUGGAAGAGCUGACGGAGCUGCCCGUCAUGGUGGAGCUGGCCAGCGACUUCCUGGACCGUACCACGCCCGUCUACAGAGAUGAUGUCUGCUUCUUCAUCAGCCAAUCGGGAGAGACAGCUGACACUCUGAUGGCUCUGCGCUACUGUAAGGACCGAGGGGCUCUCACUGUGGGUGUCACCAACACCGUGGGCAGCUCCAUCUCCAGAGAGACAGACUGCGGGGUCCACAUCAAUGCCGGGCCGGAGAUUGGGGUGGCCAGCACGAAGGCCUACACCAGUCAGUUCGUAUCUCUGAUCAUGUUUGGUCUGAUGAUGAGCGAGGACAGGCUCUCACUGCAGAAGAGGAGGCAGGAGAUCAUAAAGGCCCUACACAAACUGCCAGAGAUGAUUAAGGAGGUUCUGGCCCUGGACGAGAAGAUUAAACGCAUAGCAGAAGAGCUCUACCAGCAGAGGUCUCUGUUAGUCAUGGGCCGAGGCUACCACUAUGCCACCUGCCUUGAGGGGGCACUGAAAAUUAAGGAGAUCACAUACAUGCACUCGGAGGGCAUUCUGGCUGGGGAGCUGAAGCACGGCCCGCUGGCUCUGGUUGACUACCACAUGCCUGUCAUCAUGGUGAUCAUGAAGGACGCCUGCUACACCAAGUGCCACAAUGCCCUGCAGCAAGUCACAGCCAGAGAGGGGCGGCCCAUCAUCCUGUGCUGCCAGGACGACCCCGACAUCAGCAAGCUGGCGUACAAGACCAUCGAGCUCCCCUACACGGUAGACUGUCUGCAGGGCAUCCUCUGCGUCAUCCCGCUGCAGCUCAUGUCCUUCCACCUAGCCGUGCUCAGAGGAUAUGAUGUGGACUGCCCCAGGAACCUGGCCAAAUCUGUGACAGUGGAGUAACCCACCAUGGAAACCCAAAUCCAUUAGUGUAGCCAUGAAGAAUACCUACCAUCCUAGUGCAAUUCUGAGUGUGUUUGUUUACGUGUGAUGAGUGUGCAUAUCUAUGCAUUAUGACCAAAAUCUGGAACUCUCAUUUUCUCCUCCACUGAACCAGUGUGAGGAUGCUCCAUGGAGUGCAUUGAAUUCAUUGCCUUUUGUUCCAUAAGUGCCUAAUGUCCCACUGCACUAAUGCAGGUGAAAGGAACCCUAAACUGUGCCUUAAAACCUCCACUCUCUGCUCUUAGUUGAGACAGGUUAAUCAAAAAGAGGUUUACAUUUACUUUUUUAAUACCAAAGUGCAAUACUUUAAAACAAAUGGGAACCAAAAAUGUUUAAAGGGAGUGCUGUGAUGGAGACCUAACUGAGAAAAUGAAUGUGUUUUGCCUUUUCUAUCCAUAAUUUUGGAAGUACUGGCAUACCUAAGAUGUACUUCCUAUAUACUGUGAGCGGCAUCUAGUUUCAAGUGAAUGUUAAUUGCCACAGCAUCAACUAAAAAACAAUAUAUAGUCACCCCACCCAGUCAUCAUUUUCAAUGUUUUUAUAUAAUACUGCAUACUUAACAAUAAGACACUAAAACUAUGGCUUUGCUUCAUUUUUUCUUUAAAAAAAUCUUUUUUUUACUUUCAUCAUUUUGUUUUGCUGGAAAAUAAUGUUAGAAAUGUCAGACUUAUGUUGGCUUUUUACUGUGGAAUUUAGUGUACACCCCAUUGUAUUAUUAACUGUACAUUCCAAUUUUUUAUUUUGAAAUAUUCACAUGAUUUGUUUCAAUCUAUUUAAGUUGUGUAGAAGUCAGAUAACUUAUUUUAUACUGGCUAUCUGGGAUGGAAGCUGUUUAGUUGUGUGUAAUUUUUUCCUUUGUUUAUAUCCAUGUUAUUAAUGUCCUUUUUUUUUAAAUUGAUUUUUAUUAAAUAUAUAUAUUUUUAAAUCUUGUUGGAUGAAGGUUGACAUGGUGUGAAGACUAGUUAAAUAUAAUUCUUUACUGUUUACUGUCUAACGAUGAUCUAUUUUAAUAUGAAAAAAAAAUUUAAUAAAGCAUGAUGUGUAAGUUA
Electrophorus electricus (electric eel) is the source of this 3405-nucleotide messenger RNA. It is a transcript of the gene gfpt2, whose product is annotated as glutamine-fructose-6-phosphate transaminase 2. Gene Ontology annotation, biological process: UDP-N-acetylglucosamine metabolic process; fructose 6-phosphate metabolic process; carbohydrate derivative biosynthetic process. The record is from RefSeq and is a predicted model, not a curated record. Gene Ontology annotation, molecular function: L-glutamine:D-fructose-6-phosphate transaminase (isomerizing) activity; carbohydrate derivative binding. NCBI's taxonomy places the organism in Eukaryota, Metazoa, Chordata, Actinopteri, Gymnotiformes, Gymnotidae.